This is a messenger RNA of Sitodiplosis mosellana (orange wheat blossom midge), 3967 nucleotides long. It is a transcript of the gene CNBP, whose product is annotated as CCHC-type zinc finger nucleic acid binding protein. Bases 623 to 1147 code for a protein of 174 amino acids. The transcript is spliced from 6 exons. Lineage: Eukaryota; Metazoa; Arthropoda; Insecta; Diptera; Cecidomyiidae. The record is from RefSeq and is a predicted model, not a curated record. Gene Ontology annotation, molecular function: nucleic acid binding; zinc ion binding.
CUUCUUGUCAAACGGAAAGUUUUCGACACAGUGGUGGUGUGGUAUUUUAGCUUGGUUGCAUCUCCCAACAAAUUUCUCGCUUGAAGCAUUUUUUCCCCGUAAAAAUUCGAUUUAAAGAAAAAAGUUUUCUUUAUUUUUGAUUAUUUUUUCGUUUUUGGGACAGUUUGUUUUCCAUAAAUCGGCAACAGCUGAACGUAAUCAAGCGUGAUACAACCGAUAAAAAAAAACGUCUCACAAAAAAAACUGAAUUAUUUUUUUUGUGUGUAGUUUUGUGUUCAUACAUAUUCUCUUCGUUAGACGACGUAGAGAGAGAGAGCAAGAGACAAAACGACAGAGAGAGAGAGACAACGAGUACCGUUUGCGCUAAAAGCGAAGCAACGCAGCAGAGCAAAAAGCAACAAAAAAACAAAUAAACUAAAACCGAAGAAAUAUUUCUUUUCUUGUUCUUUGUGCAAGAAAAAGAGAAAUAGCGACACAUUUCGUACGCAUACACACAAAACAAACGCGAAAUACAGCGAAAAAAGAUUUACUACGAAUAAAAAAUCAAACAGUCAAAGUUCGGGCAAAAAAACACUGUAUUAUUUUUUACUUUACAUCAAAUAUAGUGGAUAUAUUUUGAAAAAUGUCUUCAAGCGCAUGCUACAAGUGCAACCGUCCGGGGCAUUUUGCUCGUGAUUGUCAAGAUGGUGGUAGUGGAGGAGGUGGCGGCGGCGGUCGCAACUACUCGAGCAAGAGCUACAGCCGAGAUGGUGGUGGCCGUGGACGUGAUUUCGGUCGCAACCGUGAAAAGUGCUACAAAUGCAACCAAAUGGGUCACUUUGCACGGGAAUGCAAAGAAGAUGCUGAUCGAUGCUAUAGAUGCAAUGGCACUGGUCAUAUUGCACGCGAUUGCAGCCAAUCACCAGAUGAUCCAUGCUGCUACAACUGCAACAAAACUGGUCACAUAGCUCGUAACUGUCCAGACCAAGAUAGACAACGUGAACGAGAUCGCGAAGAGCGUGGAUCAAGCGGCAUGAUGUGUUACAUAUGCAACAAGAGCGGCCACAUCAAGCGUAACUGCCCAGAGGGCAGCCAAAAAUCAUGCUACAGCUGUGGUAAAUCUGGUCACUUGAGCCGUGAUUGCAAUCAAAACGGUGGCCGAAAUUAAAUUUCCACAACACGCAAGCGAUUAUCAAUCGAAGAUUUCGGCAUAACAACAACAUCAACAACAACAAAAAAAAAAACAGAAGAAAAAAAACAAGCAUCCAUUGAAACAAAACAAAUACACAUAGAAGAGAAAUUUCUUUUUUUUUUUGAAUAAACUGGAAAAACCAUUAAACCGAAAUUGUCGAAAUUUAACCUACACACGAUCACACAGAAAAUGCUAAAAAAAAAAUAUUUCACAUUCAGAUAUAUUUAUAAUUUGAUGAUGAUAAUGAAGAAGAUAAAAAAAUCGAGUAAAAAAACAACAAUUUACAAUGUGUAUGAUUUUUAGAAAUGCAUUCGUUUUUCGCCACAAUACCUCCAUUUCUUUUUAUUGAAACAGAAAAUAAUGAACAAAAAAAAAAAAACAACAAUAAAACAUUUGAAUUUAAAAAAACACAACAAAAUUUAACCACAAAAUGGAAAACAAUCACACACACAUACACGCAGAGUUUCACACCGAAUAUCUUAAGAGAACUGAGAAAAUAACACACAAACACACAGACACGAGAGAAGAAUAAAAAGAUGAAGAAGAAUUUAGAUUUUUCCAUAUUCUUUAUAAGAAAAAUCAUCGUGAUAUUACGACCACUUUGUAUAAUUUGUUACUUGAAAAAGGAGCGAAGAAGAUAAAGAAAAAAUGGGGAGAAGAAAAAAAUAGAAGUAAAAGAAAAACUUAAACUAUAAAAGCAUUUUAAAAUAUUCAUUUAGAAGUUAAAGGAAAAAACAAAUUUGACAGUUCAUGGCAACACACACACACACACACACACAAAAAUGAGAAUUGAAGCACAUAAAAAAACGAAAAGAAGAAGAAGAAAUCAAUAUCAUGGCAAGAAAUUAUUUUAUUUUUUUUUUCAUUUUUUCAACCACUCUCACACACGUCAAAACUCAUUUACAUGAAUAAAAAGAAGAUGAAGAAAGAAUAAAAACAUUUGAUUUUGAAAAAAAAAAAGUAAAACAAAAACGAUUAUAAUUAAAAGAGAAAGAAAAAUGAAUAAAAAUUUAAAAUUAAACACUCGGUCCGAAUACUGUGACCAAUGAUUGUCGAUCGGAUUGACAUGUGAGAGACGCAAUCAUUGCGAGAAAUCAUUUGAUAGAAACAUGCAACGCUAUAUGAGUACGUUAAACGUUAAUAAUUGUAAACAAACAUACAGAACAAUUCCUGCUGAACAAGAAGAGAAAAAUAACGAAAUAAAAAAAGUUGAAUUUACAAAACAACAACCAGCCACUGCAUAAAGAAUCGCGUAAAAAUUGAAAGGACAUUUCACAUUAAGUGGUUCUUAAUAAAUAGCAAAAUUAAUGCAAAACGACUGAUGAGGGCGAGGCGAUGAUAAACAGGUUGACAACGACGAGACAGGUGCCGACAAACUGAUGAAUAAAUAGACCGACAGACACAGCCACAAAUACACACCGUAAACACGACACAAAUUUAUGUUACAGCAAAUAAAUGAAAAGUCGAACGAAACAGAAUGAAAGAAAAAAAAAAUCACAGAAAAAAUGAUUGAAAUAAUAAUUAAAAAAAAAAAAAAUUUGAAAAAGUGCGCGAAGUAAACACCGACAAAAAAACACACACUCACACACAGUUCAUAACGAUGGUAUGCAUAUGGUAAGGAACAGAACAGAGCAAAGUAGCGAGCGCAGCAAUGCGAUUUAUGACAGGUUAUAGACUUAGAGUCAAAACAGGCACAUAACACACAUACACAAUAGGAGUAGAUGACAUGGUGAAUGAACAUGUAACGAGAUGAAGAAAAUAAGAAAUAAAAAAUUUAUAUUUAUAUUUAAAAAAAAAAAAAACAAAACAAAACAAAACAAAAAAAUACGAAAGGAAAUAUGUCAAAAAAUAACAACAACAAAUUGUGCGAAAGUAUUGUUUUCAAACACUCUAACAAACAAACAAACAAACAAACAAACAAGAAGAACAUGAGAAAGAAGUCAUUACUAUUAAAACAUUAUUUAUAGGAAUGAAUUGGGUGCCGAAACAGCACUGACAUGAAGCAGGAAUUCGCGACAUUACAUUAGUAUGUGAACGGUGAAGAACACGAGAGCAUAUAUUAACAAAGCAAAUGAGAAAACAAAAAUGAAAUUUUUAACUGAAAUAAAUUGAUACUGGUAUUUACUUCAAACACACCAAAAAAAAACAUAAUUCAUCAAAUCCUGUAGUUUUCCUUUUCUUUAUAUAUUUAAUUUGCUUUUCUUAAAGAGAGAAAAUUGCAAGGGUGAAUUGAUUGAUCCACCGCUUGCGACACGUGUUGUCAUUAUUCAGUCACACAUUUCGGCUAUGUAUUUAUUUUGGAUGGUCCACACACAUUGGACACACACAAAAAAACAAACAAAUUGAGUAAGACAAAAUAGACCGAACAAAAAAAAAACGAGACGUUUCUUUCGCAAUUCGUUAAAUAGCGAUCGAAUAUGCGGAUUAAGCGAGAAAAGGAGUGAACAUAACAUGUUUUUUUGAAUUGAAAACGGGUGAGAACUUUAUAUAAGCAUUAGCUUAGGACUCAGGAUCACGAAAAAAAUCCUUCUUUUUACUAUAUUAUGCCUCCCAGAAAAGAGAAGGUGACAUUGUUGUUGUUUCAACAUCGAACUCAUGCUGCUUACGUUUCAUCUUUUAAUUGUAAGAGAUAAUAAUAAUUUUUAAUGAAAUGAAAGAAUAAAAAAAAAACAAAACAAAAAUCACAAAUGCAGAUAAAAACUUAACAAAAUAAAAUAAAUACACAAAUAACACUGUCGAAACAUAUAUAUUUUGAGUCGGUCGCAUAUGUUAUUAACACGAAAAAGAACACACACA